AUGGAUGGAUCUCGAGCCUAUCUCCCGGCGUAUCUCCUGUGGAACCACUAUGGGCCUUACCAACGUGUGCCCUUCCCAGAAGUCGAUCUGAAAGAGGUCACGGGCUCCUUGCGAAGGCCAAAGAGCGAGGGACUGAUAAAGGUGAGAUUGCAGCCAGUGCCCGAUCCAGGCAAACGGAGUGUUCACCACACUCACUCCAGUAUUUGCCUGAGAUUGCGGCGAAACAGCUACGAGCGGACGCUGCUUUGA
Molecule: messenger RNA, 249 nt
Organism: Cladocopium goreaui
Lineage: Eukaryota; Dinophyceae; Suessiales; Symbiodiniaceae
Source: the annotation of a GenBank genome assembly